Messenger RNA from Echinostoma caproni, 504 nucleotides. The record is from the annotation of a GenBank genome assembly. Lineage: Eukaryota; Metazoa; Platyhelminthes; Trematoda; Plagiorchiida; Echinostomatidae.
AUGCAGGCGAUAUUGUGUUACUACGUGAUCCAGAAUGAAGCUCUGGCCACCAUCCAGAGUGUUCUUCUCGGGAGGCAAACGUGUUCUACCGAUUCGAAUAACAGUGGCCAAUCCACAGUGAAUUUUUUCGACCGGUUGCAGCAAUUUUUGGAUAAGAUCGGUCCGGUGGUAAAUCGUUUACCCCUUCAAAACAUUCAGCUACCAACUGCGGAAAUGCGACCAGCGUUUGAGUCGGAUUUACGGAGCGCUGUUGCCACUGCAAAAUUGUUCUCUGCUGUCAGUGAACAGGAAUUGCAACAGCUGGAGAUGCUUGCCCAGUCAGCUAAGCGUUUCGCCGAAUCCCUUCGGGACAAAACCAUCCCACAGACAGAAGCAUGCAGACAACAGAUCCAACAAGCAAUCAACCUGUUCAGCCAAGAGGCGUCGCUACGAUUGGAAAACAUUCAGCGUCAGUUAUUAGAGUCGUAUCAGCGACGGGAACAAAGCAAUAAUGAGAACAGUUGA